Messenger RNA from Dryobates pubescens (Downy woodpecker), 8626 nucleotides. RefSeq names its product neuron navigator 1 (gene NAV1). Bases 82 to 6321 code for a protein of 2079 amino acids. The record is from RefSeq and is a predicted model, not a curated record. Gene Ontology annotation, molecular function: ATP hydrolysis activity. NCBI's taxonomy places the organism in Eukaryota, Metazoa, Chordata, Aves, Piciformes, Picidae. The transcript has 32 exons. Gene Ontology annotation, biological process: neuron migration; microtubule bundle formation; neurogenesis. Gene Ontology annotation, cellular component: microtubule cytoskeleton; axon initial segment.
AGUCCGCGGCCGGCGGCGGCACCGGGCGCUGCAGGCGGGGCCGCGGCGGGACGGGGCGCAGCGAGCGCCUCGCUGACCAGGAUGAACGGCAUGGCCAACGUCAACCCCGCCGGCCGCAGCCACUACGCCUCUGCCAUCCCUGUGCCCCGCGCCACAGCCCACAGCAAGCUGCACCCCACGGCCCCUCCAAGCACCCUGGAGCUCCCUGUCCCUGUGGGGGCUCUGUCCCCCCAGCCAGGGAGAGCAUUGGCCCCUGGAGCCAAGACCCUCAAGCCCAAAGGCAGCGGCAGAGCCCCCGGCCGCGAGCCAGCCAAGAGCAGGGAGGGCAGCCCCAGCAUCCCUCCCUGUGGGGGGCAGAAAGCUUUGUCGAGACCCCUGGUGCCCCCCAAGAAGUGGCCAGAGGUAGUGGGCAGUGGGAGGAGAGGAGCAGGCAGGGUUGGGGAGCCCACGGAGCUGCCCAAACCUACCCUGGCACAGGGCAGGGGAGGAGGGCGUCCAGGGGGGUCCCUCAGCAAGGGCAGUUUGGUGGCCACUGUGGAGACAGGGGAUGACCCCCGUGGCAGCUCACAGGGCCGAGGCUCCAUGUUUGGGUCAGGGGCCAUCACCUUCUCCUCAGGCCCCCUGCACAGCCAUCCUGUCACUGCUACCGUGGCACCCUUCCAGUACCGGCUGCAGGAGGAUGAGAGCGCCACGUUCACGAGUGACGAGAGCCCUGCUACCGCAGGGGGACCUGACCCCAAAGCUGGAUACCUGACAGCGCCCGGCGGGUUAAAUGGUUGCAGCGCGGGGAUGCUGGGGAGCAACCUCAAGAGUCUUCCCGACGUGGAGCUGGGCGAGGAGGAGCGCGGUUACCGGCGGGGCCCCGACGGCGGCGCGGUGAUGCCGAAGCGGGCGAAGUCGACGGCGGCGGGGCCGCGGGGCGCGGAGCUGCGCGUCUUCAAGGCGAGCAGCGCGGAGGGGCGGCUGCCGGCCGGCACCAACCUGCGUAAGCAGAAGUCGCUCACCAACCUGGCCUUCCUCACCGACGCCGAGAAGAAGCGGCAGCUCUACGAGCCGCGCUGGAGCGACGAUAUGGCCAAGGCGUCGCCAACGGGGGCGGCGGCGGGGGGGGGCGGCCGGGGCGGCGGCGGCCCCCGUGGCCGGGAGGCGCCCGCCAUGUCGCGGAGCUUGUCCCGCUCCGAGCACUCGCUGCUGUCGCCGCGCCCCUCCGGCCCCGCCAAGCCGCCGCCCGCCGGCAAGCCCAGCCGCAUUCCCCGCGGGCCCUACGCGGAGGUGAAGCCCCUCAGCAAGGCCCCCGAGGCGGGCGGGGGCGGCGGCGGCGGCGGCAAGUGCGACGAUGAGCUGCUGGGCGGGAAGGGGCCGGCGGUGGCGGCGGGCUCCGAGGAGAAGCCCUACCUGAAGGUGGACCCCGAGCUGGUGGUGACGGUGCUGGGCGACCUGGAGCAGCUGCUCUUCAGCCAGAUGCUGGACCCUGAGUCCCAGAGGAAGAGGACAGUGCAGAACGUGCUGGACCUUCGGCAGAACCUGGAGGAGACCAUGUCCAGCCUGAGGGGCUCUCAGGUGUCUCACAGCUCCCUGGAGAUGCCCUGCUACGACAGCGACGAGGCCAACGCCCGCAGCGUCUCCAGCCUGUCCAACCGCUCCUCGCCGCUCUCCUGGCGCUACGGCCAGGCCAGCCCCCGGCUGCAGGCGGGCGACGCGCCCUCGCUGGGGGGCACCUGCCGGCCCGAGGGCGCCCCCGGCUGGUACGCGCACGGCGAGCGGGCGCACUACUCCCACACCAUGCCCAUGCGCAGCCCCAGCAAGCUGAGCCACAUCUCCCGCCUGGAGCUGGUGGAGGCGCUGGACUCGGACGACGUGGAGCUGAAGUCGGGGUACAUGAGCGACAGCGACCUGAUGGGCAAGACCCUGACUGAGGACGAGGAUAUCACCACGGGCUGGGAUGAGAGCAGCUCCAUCAGCAGUGGCCUCAGUGAUGCCUCUGACAACCUCAGCUCAGAGGAGUUCAAUGCCAGCUCCUCGCUCAACUCCCUGCCCUCCACCCCCACCGCCUCACGCCGCAACUCAGCCAUAGCGCUGCGCACGGACUCGGAGAAGCGCUCGCUGGUGGAGAGUGGCCUCAGCUGGUACUGUGAGGGCGAGGAGAAAGCGCCCAAGAAGCUGGACUACGACAGCAGCAGCCUCAAGAUGGAGCACAGCUCCUCCAAGUGGCGGCGGGAGCCCUCGGAUGGUGGUGAAGAGGGUACCAAGGGUGGUGAGCUGAAGAAGCCUGUCAGCCUGGGCACCCCGGGCUCCCUCAAGAAGGGCAAGACCCCUCCGGUGGCUGUGACCUCCCCCAUCACCCAUACAGCUCAGAGCACCCUCAAAGUGGCAGGCAAGCCUGAGACCAAAGCCACGGACAAGAGCAAGCUGUCUGUGAAGGGCACAGGCCUGCAGCGCUCCUCCUCCGACGCCGGCCGGGACCGCGCUGCCGACGCCAAGAAGCCUCCCUCGGGCCUCACGCGGCCCUCGGCCUCCGGCUCCUUCGGCUACAAGAAGCCAGCUCCCGCCACCGGCACGGCCACGGUCAUGCAGGCCGGGGGCUCGGCCACGCUCGGCAAGGCGCAGAAGAGCUCCGGCAUCCCUGUCAAGCCGGUGAGCGGCAGGAAAACCAGCCUGGACGUCUCCAACGCCCCCGAGCCUGGCUUCCUGGCGCCGGGGGCUCGCUCCAACAUCCAGUACCGCAGCCUGCCCCGGCCGGCCAAGUCCAGCUCCAUGAGCGUGACCGGGGGCCGCGGCACCGCCCGGCCGGUCAGCAGCAGCAUCGACCCCAGCCUGCUGAGUGCCAAGCAGGGCAGCAUCUCGGUCUCGCGCCUCAAGGAGCCCAGCAAGAUCGGCGCGGGCCGCGGCGCGCCGGCCCCGGUGAACCAGACCGACCGCGAGAAGGAGAAGGCCAAGGCCAAGGCGGUGGCGCUGGACUCGGAGUGUGGGACCGUGAAGAGCGUCGGCUCCCCCGAGAGCACCCCCAAAGCCCAGGCCAACCUCCCGCCGGCAGCCAAGGUGGCCGAGCUGCCCCCCACGCCUCUCAGAGCGGCUGCCAAGACCUAUGUGAAACCUCCCUCCUUGGCCAACUUGGACAAGGUCAACUCCAACAGCCUGGACUUGCCCUCCUCCAGUGAGCUGCACACCCCCCACACUGCCAAGCUCCAGGAGCUGCACCCGACAGGCGGGCACCUUGCACCCUGCUUCAGCCCCAGUCCUGCCCCCAUCCUCAACAUCAACUCGGCCAGCUUCUCCCAGGGCCUGGAGCUCAUGGGUGGCUUCAGUGUCCCCAAGGAGGGCAGGAUGUAUCCCAAGCUCUCAGGCCUACACCGCAGUAUGGAGUCCCUGCAGAUGCCCAUGAGCCUGCCCAGUGCCUUUUCAGGGGGCAGCACCACCACCCCCACCCCUGCUGCUGCACCCCCAGCCAGCACAGAGGAGGAAGAGGAAGAGGCAGGGGAGCUGGGCUGGAGUGGGAGCCCCAGGCUCUCACAUCUGGACAGUGCCAACCGCGACAGGAACACGUUGCCCAAGAAAGGGUUGAGGUACCAGCUCCACUCCCAGGAGGAGGCCAAGGAGCGGCGCCAUUCCCAUGCCAUUGGCAGUGGGCUCCCCGAGUCGGACGACCAGACGGAGCUGCCCUCGCCCCCUGCCCUCCCCAUGGCGCUGGUUGGGAAGGGUCCACUCACCAGCAUCGUGAGCCCCACUGCCAGCACAGCCCCGCGGAUCACCCGCUCCAACAGCAUCCCCACCCACGACUCCACCUUCGAGCUGUACAGCACAUCCCAGAUGGGCAGCACCCUCUCCCUGGCCGACAAGUCCAAGGGCAUGAUCCGCUCGGGCUCCUUCCGGGACCCUGUGGACGAUGUUCACGGAUCGGUGCUGUCCCUGGCCUCCAGCGCCUCCUCCACCUACUCCUCCGCUGAGGAGAAGAUGCAGUCUGAGCAAAUCCGCAAGCUGCGCCGCGAGCUGGAGUCCUCGCAGGAGAAGGUGGCGACCCUGACCUCCCAGCUCUCUGCCAACGCCAACCUGGUAGCAGCUUUUGAGCAGAGCCUGGUCAGCAUGACGUCGCGCCUGCGGCACCUGGCCGAGACUGCCGAGGAGAAGGACACAGAGCUGCUGGAUCUGCGAGAGACCAUUGACUUCCUGAAGAAGAAGAACUCUGAGGCCCAAGCUGUGAUCCAGGGUGCCCUGAAUGGCACUGAAGUCACCCCCAAAGAGCUGCGCAUCAAGCGGCAGAACUCCUCGGACAGCAUCUCCAGCCUGAACAGCGUCACCAGCCACUCCAGCAUCGGCAGCAGCAAGGACGCCGACGCCAAGAAGAAGAAGAAGAAGAGCUGGCUGCGCAGCUCCUUCAACAAGGCCUUCAGCAUCAAGAAGGGACCCAAAUCGGCCUCGUCCUACUCGGACAUCGAGGAGAUCGCCACGCCGGACUCGUCAGCCCCCUCCUCCCCCAAGCUGCAGCAUGGCUCCACGGAGACCGCCUCGCCCUCCAUCAAAUCCUCCACCUCCUCCUCCGUGGGCAUUGACACAGCUGAGCUCUUCCAGGCCCACACUGAGGGCGAGCCGGAGAAGAAGGAGGUGUCGGAGCUGCGGUCAGAGCUGUGGGAGAAGGAGAUGAAGCUGACAGACAUCCGCCUGGAGGCUCUCAACUCGGCUCACCAGCUGGAGCAGCUGCGGGAGACCAUGCACAACAUGCAGCUGGAGGUGGAUCUCUUGAAGGCUGAGAAUGAUCGGCUGAAGGUGGCUCCAGGGCCCUCGGCGGUGCCAGGCUCUGUGCCUGGCCACAUCACGAGCACCUCAGCCUCCUCCUCCCCCCGGCGCUCCCUGGGACUCAGCCUUGGCCAUGCCUUCAGCCCCAGCCUGGGGGAUGCAGAUGUGUCCCCCAUGGAUGCUGUCAGCUCUGGCACCCAGAAGGAUGAGCUGACGCUGCGGAUCGUGGUGCGCAUGCCCCCGCAGCACAUCAUCAAGGGGGACCUCAAGCAGCAGGAGUUUUUCCUGGGCUGGACCAAGGUGAGCGGGAAAGUGGACUGGAAGAUGCUGGAUGAGGCUGUCUGCCAGGUCUUCAAGGAUUACAUCACCAAGAUGGAUCCUGCUUCCACGCUGGGGCUCAGCACCGAGUCCGUCUAUGGCUACAGCAUCAGCCACAUCAAGCGAGUGCUGGACACGGAGCCCCCGGAGCUGCCCCUGUGCCGCCGGGGCCUGACCAGCAUCGUGGUGACCCUCAAAGGCUUGAAGGAGAAGUGUGUGGACAGCCUGGUGUUCGAGACCCUCAUCCCCAAGCCCAUGAUGCAGCACUACAUCAGCCUGCUGCUGAAGCACCGCCGCCUCAUCCUCUCGGGCCCCAGCGGCACCGGCAAGACCUACCUGACCAACCGGCUGGCGGAGUACCUGGUGGAGCGCUCGGGCAGGGACGUCACCGAGGGCAUCGUCAGCACCUUCAACAUGCACCAACAGUCCUGCAAGGACCUGCAGCUGUACCUCUCCAACCUGGCCAACCAGAUCGACCGGGAGACCGGCACGGCGGACGUGCCCCUGGUGAUCCUCCUGGAUGACCUCAGCGAGGCAGGCUCCAUCAGCGAGCUGGUCAAUGGUGCUCUCACCUGCAAGUACCACAAAUGCCCCUACAUCAUUGGAACCACCAACCAGCCUGUGAAGAUGACCCCAAACCAUGGCCUCCAUCUCAGCUUCAGGAUGCUGACCUUCUCCAACAACGUGGAGCCAGCCAACGGCUUCCUGGUGCGCUACCUGCGGCGGAAGCUGCUGGAGUCGGACACAGACAUCAAUGCCAACAAGGAGGAGCUGCUGCGUGUGCUGGACUGGGUGCCCAAGCUCUGGUACCACUUGCACACCUUCCUGGAGAAACACAGCACCUCUGACUUCCUCAUUGGUCCCUGCUUCUUCCUGUCCUGUCCCAUUGGCAUCGAGGAUUUCCGGACCUGGUUCAUCGACCUGUGGAACAACUCCAUCAUCCCUUACCUGCAGGAGGGGGCAAAGGAUGGCCUCAAGGUCCAUGGGCAGAAGGCAGCCUGGGAGGACCCUGUGGAGUGGGUGCGGGACACCCUGCCCUGGCCGUCAGCGCAGCAGGACCAGUCCAAGCUGUACCACCUGCCCCCGCCCACCAUCGGCCCCCACAGCGCCGUGUCCCCCCCUGAGGAGCGCUCCGCCAAGGACACCACGCCCAGCUCCCUGGACGCAGACCCUCUGAUGGCCAUGCUGCUGAAGCUGCAGGAAGCUGCCAACUACAUCGAGUCUCCAGACCGUGAGACCAUGGUGGAUCCUGACCUGCAGUCGACUCUGUGAGGCCCGGACAUGCCAGCCCAGGUGGAGGGGAGCAGCUGCCAGCCACGCUCCCACCAGGCUGCUGCCCUUCUCCUUCAGUACCCCGGAGCAGGGUUGGCGAGCGGAGAGGACCUGGGCUCUGGCGCGUCCCGGCGGAGCGUGGGGAAGCUUGGUUCACACGUGGGAGAGAGCAAGGUGCCAUCUCCCCUCCCCACCCUGGGGGUAGGAGAAUCCUGGUUUCUCUUCUUGGUUUUUUCUGUCUCUACUGCAAACUCUUGGGUGUUGGGGCCAGGGUGACCGACGUGGCUGAGCCCCAGCUCCCGGGCACCGCAGGAAGGCCUCUGCGUGGGGCAGGGACCCCGCAGGAGCCACCUGGGCCAAAGCUGGGGAGCAGGAGGAGCAUGUGGCCACAGGAUGAGAACGAGGGCGUGAGGGUCUCCAGCUCCCUUCCCCCAGCCAGGCACAGCAGAGGGAGCAGUGCCACGGGAAGUGCCCACCCUGCGGCAGCCGAGGCCACAGGGCGCUGGCCGCGCUCUGCGUACGUUCCCAGUUCCGCCUGCAGGGCAGCCACGGCGGCCAGGACAGCCAAAUAAACCCUGCUCUGCUUCUUUUAGUUUGUUUGCCCCCUCCCCUCUUCCUUUGGCCGAGUCCAGACUUCACUGGGGUCCCUUUUUUGUUUCGGUUCUCUGCCCUCCUGGCUUGGAGCCCGUGGCCUGGUGCCUGGUGCCUGCCCCUUCCCUGUUAGCAGCUUCCUUUCCCUUUUGCAGCUGUUGGUUCCACCACUCAAACCACCUCUGUUACGAAACUGGUGCUCACUGGACAACCUCCAGUCCCUGAACCUACCUGCUGAGGCUUCACUGCCUGGCUGAGAUGGGACCUGGCAGCUGGUGGCAGUGGGAUGCUCCUUGGAGCAGCCCCUUGCCUGGUGGCUCCCCGCUCCCCAAAAGCACAAGGCAGAGUCUAGCCCUGGGGCUGGGAUCUCUCACCGGGUCAGGGUGCCACAGGGCAUCUGCUUUCCAACACAGCUGGCCCUGGGCAGGGGGAGGGUGCUGCUGCCCUAACCUUGGGCAGCCACAUGCCUGCCCCAUCCCUUUAGUGCUGGAGGGCACAAACUGCCCCAUGUCCCCUGGGUGCUGCCAGGCCUAAGGGUGCAGGUUCCUGAGCCAGGGUUUGGGGUUGUCCCCAUACCGCUGACUCCCCAAGGCUCUGUGCCCUGCAGCCUGACAGGGUCUCACUGUGGCCUGUGUUGGUGCUUUGGGGACACCUAGGGCUGCCAUCUCUCCUCUUGUCCCUACCAUGCAACUGUCACAGGUGAGGCUCCUGGCGUGGAGGGGAUCAACCCUGGUGCUGCCACGGUGCCUUAAUCCCUGGCCAUGCAGGAAGGGGCACGUGGGGCUUGGGCCAGGCCUGGCACAGCUUGUGCUGGCUGCAGUGUCCUAGGACUGUCCCCAAAGCCAACUUGGCUGGGCUGGGACAAGGGUGGCACUGGCCUGAGCAUGGCCAAGCUGGGGCUGCUGCCUUCAGCACCCUUUGCUUGCCUGUCCCUGAGCAUGGCUGCCCCUAGGGUGCUCACCAGGCCAGCACCUCCCUCCCUGAGCCCAGCUGGGCUCAGCACCCCCCCUGCUUGUCUCUGCUGCCACCCAGCUCAGCUCCCAUGCUCAGCUGGGGCCCCGAGGAGCCUUUUGGGGAUAGGUGACCCCAGGGCUGGGUCUGCCUGAGCCCUGCCAGGCUGGGGACCAGGCAGCCUCAGCCUCUCCUCUUAGGGCACAGCUGCUGUGGCCUUCAGGGACAUCUCACAACCCUCCAAACCAGGCAUCUCCUCCGAGGCUUGGCCCUGCCGCCAGUGCCCCGGGGGGCAGCUGCCAGCUCUGCCGUGGUGCUCUCUGCCCGGGCUCCUGGCCCUGCCUUGCUGCCCGGCGUGGUGCUCACUUCCUCUGUCCCACAGCCUCCUGCCGCGUCCCCGCUGCCACCCCGGGGCCGGCCAGCCUGGUCCCUGUGCCCAGGGCCGUGCCCACCCAGCUGGCUCGGGCACCAGGGCCUUCCCUUCGCCUUCGCUUGUGCCGCCGCCGGCCGAGGACUCGCUGUAAAUAGCUCUGUAGUGGAAAGCCCUGCGUGAGGUGGUGGGGCCUGGCCCCGAGCCCCUCUCCUCUCUUCUUUGGUACUCUGUGGUAGCUGUGCUGUGCUCUCUUCUGUUCUGAUUGUGCCAGGCACCGGCUCGGCAGCCGCUCGAGGCCGGCGCUGGGACCCGGCUCUCCCCUCCAGCCCCUCCUGCCCUCCCCACGGCUCUGGCGCCCCAACCGUGCACCUUUGGGGGCUGCCCUGCGCC